UACAACUUAUGCGGCCACCUGUUUCAAGGGGGGUCGUCGAAGGCCGCGCGUCAUUUCACGCAGUCGAAGUUCUGAAAGGCUGGGGGGAUGAUAGUUCUCGCGGAACUCUGGAACGGCACGGACUACACAUUCGUGCCGUCCACUGCUCAGCGGGUGCAGAGGUGGAUGGCAGACGAGGGCAUACGGGACACGAGAGCGCCCGCGGGUGGCCAGAGACAGCGGAUGGACGACGCAAAGAGGAACGACAGUCAGGACGCCCUCGAUGAGGAGGAGGGCCGUGAGGGUGGGGCCAGGGAAACGGGGGUUGGAGACGAGGCAUACGAGGCAGUCGGAGAGCCUAACCUGCCAGGGGAGGAGGUGGUGACGAUGUCGAGAGGCGUCGGUCGAGCGGGUCCUGCUACUAGAGCGUCGCGACCUGAGUUGGAGCGAGCGAGGAGGGAGAAGAGGUCAGUGGGGAAAUCUGGCGUCGAGGUGCCAGACACGGGCAGAGAGAAGAGGGCUCGACAGACCACGAUUGACGAGAUGUACGCCAGGGAGAAGUUGGCCGAGUUCUCAGACGCGUGGCUUCAGUGGAUCUACGUGAAGAAGUUGCCAUUCAACGCCUUCCGUGGUCCGGAGUUCCAGAGGGUGCGGCAGGCAGCAGAGAGAGUGCCUCGCUCUAUCCAGUUCCGGUUUCCCUCCUACAGGGUUACAGCGGGCGCCGAUAUCCCUUCGCAGAAGGCGAAGGUAGCGACGAUGGUGAGUGAGGUGCGCGCCACUUUCCGGCACAGCGGUGCCACCAUCCUCUCCGACGGGAGGAAGUCACGCAGCGGCAAGCCGCUCGUGAACUUCCUCGCCGGGGGCGCCAAUGGCGCCCUGCUAUACGCCACCGUCGCACGUGACGGGUCGGUCCGAGACAUAGCGGACGUCGUAUACCGUAGGUGGCGGGCCAUCAUCUUGUCCUUUCUUGCAAAGGACGUGAUCGACUUCUGCACAGACUCCGCCAGUAACUAUAUGGCGGCGGCGCGCAGGUUCGCCACAGACCCCGAGCCUGACAUCAGGAGGAUCACUUGGCUCCCCUGCUCCACCCAUGUCUGCAACUUGAUGUUGUCAGAUAUCGGGAUGCGAGUGGGUGGGUCAAGGAGACCAUCAUCCGCGCUCGAGCGCUUGUGCGAUUUAUUAAAUCACACGGCGCUGCUCACACCCUGUUUAGGAAGGGGGGACAGCGAGACCGAGCGAUGUGCAGCGUGGUGGUUUGAGCAUGGACGUGCCCACCCGGAGUUGCGCACCAUCGCCAUCCGUGUCAUGCACUUGUGGACGUCCGCCUCUCCAGCGGAGAGGAACUGGGCGGAGCACGAGCGCGUCAGCACGGCGAGGCGUUGCAAGCUUGGGUUUGCCAAGCUUGCACAGCUGGUUGAGAUUGCCACCAAUCUCAAACUGGCCUCGUGCGCACGGCAGGGUGGUGGCUACGUGUUGCCAUGGGUUAUGGGGACCGGUCGGGGGGGGACGGCGGCAGAGGAGGAGGAUGAGGAGGGAGAUGUGGAGCACGAGGUGUGGGGAGCGCGACCUGAUGGCAGUGUUCUCGAGCAGGAGAUCCAGCGGCAGAUACAACGGAGCUGCCGACCGUGGUCGGAGGGUGGGGAUGAUGUGGACGCUGCUGCGGCAGACGACGACAUCGACGACGACUGGACUAACGAUGAUGACACGCUGCUGAGUCGCGACCCGAUGGCUGAGCGAGUGUACUUCACUUACGGUGGGGGUCGUGACGGCAUGGAUUCAUUCGCAUCAGUUAUCACUGGUGAUGUGCCAUCGACCACGCAGGCGAGUGGCAGCAGCAGAACCGGCGGUGGUCAUGGAGGACGUUCGCAUGCGGAGGUUCGCGUGGACGACUCGGGGGAGCAGCAGCCACGGGGCGGUCUUCGGCAGACAGGCAGGCGUUGGGAGGUUAGGAGCGACAACGAGGCCGAGGGGGAGGCCGAGGAUGAGGAGGUGCCCCUUCGCGAUCGUCGUUUCUCUCCCUCCCAUCAUCCGAUCUUUGCACAGCCCGAGGCACUUAGGCGUUCGGAGAGGUUGGCGUCGGCAGCAGGCAGAGACCGGACACAUGACGGCAAGGAUCGUGGGGGGGAGAGGACUCCUUCCGACGCCGGUAUCCGCCCCUGCUCACCGUCGGUGCUCCGCACACAGGACUUCGACGUCGUAGGGCUUGGCGGGAGCUUGGGAGAUUUCUGUGUCGAGGGACGUCGACGUGCCUCACCGCAGGAGGUGCGCACAGACGCGGACGUUGAGCGGGGCCCUGUUGAGACUGAGGAGGAGAGGGAUGCCCGUUUGGACCGAGAGGAGGAGGAGCGGCUGAGGAGUUUGCCACAGUGGGAGGGUCGGUUCGCGUAUCUCGACGAGCAACGUCCGCAGAGGGACUUGGAGACAGGAGGGGGGGGGAGCCGUGACGUCGACGACUCGGGUGUCCCUGAGGAGGCGGUUCAAGGGGAGUUCGAUUAUGAGGGGCAGGCUGCCGCCGCGGGUGGUGGGUCAGGUGGUGGACGACGCGGCGACGAAGAGACCGCGGGUGUCCCUGAGGGGCAGGAUGUUGUCAUGGGCGGUGGGUCCCCUAGUGGGGGCUGUGGCGACAGCGAGACCGCGGGUGAUGAGGGACAGGUUGCCGCAGUGUGUGGCAGAGGAGAGGGUGGACCCGGUGGGGAUGGGGAUACCGCGGGUGUCGGUGGAGACGAUGGACCGGACGACGACGAUGAUGACGACCACGGUCCCGAGGACGAUCCGUAUAGGCUCGCCUUGGUGUUGAGGGACCCCACAGUGCCUCCCUUGCGCCCUGAGGACACAGCGCACACUUUCUUCGACGUCGACGCUUUGGCGCAAGCGUUGACAGAUGACCGUUUCGCACACGUGAGCCGCAAGAGCGGCAAGCAGCGGGCCCCUGGGAGGGUAUAUUCACCACCGUCGUUCGUGGUGCUGAGCCCUCACUACGGCGGCGGUAGAGAUAGUGCAGGAUCGAUGCCUCCACCGCCCGCACGGACUCCGGAGGCCAGGGUCGACACCGGGGACGGGGCAGCGGCACCCGGAGUUGCGCACAGUGGUGGUUCCCCACCGACAGUCCGAGGUGGUGUGGGUGGCGGAUGGUCAGCUGUUCGUCGGGUCGGGGACCGGUUGCGGGCGGAUUACGAUGCCGGGAGGGGCGUCUUCACGGGACGUACGACUGUUCAGACGCAGGCUGCGGAAGGUGGGUCCGGACGUCCGAGCCUGCAGAUGGCAGGCCGCAUGCUUGGUUUGUCACGAGCGGAGACGAGGAGAUCGUUGGUCCUCAAGGCCGCAGGGACAUCCACGGACAGGCUGCGGGGAGAGCAGUUCACAUCAGGCGAGGAGGGGUUGUUGAUGCGUCCCGGGACGAGACGACAGCAUGGCCUCUCGGAGGUUGUGGCUCGACUCGCUGCAGGGUUCGCCACUGGGCAGGCAGCAUUGGACGUGAUUCAGAGGGAGAGAGAGAGGGGGAUUGCUGCACAGGCGGAGGAGGACGAGGACGCAGACACUGAGUCCGAGCCGAUCGAGACAGCGGCCCGCAGACACAGGGCAUGGGUGGCCGCGGCGGCCGCUACAGCACAUGCGGCAUACGUCAGCGGGGCACGGGGCACAUGUGUCGGAGGGAGAGGAGGGCGCCGGGGAGGACCGCAUGGCCGCCCGUCCUCCGGGAGAGACUGCGAUCGCUCUGGUGGGAGAUGACGACGUCCGUGGUGUAUUUUUUUUUUUCUACUCUGGUGGGAGAUGGCGACAGUAUGUGGACAUUAGGGUUUUCUUUUUUUUUUUUGCUACGCGGUUGUACAGUAGAGACGACGCCCGUCGACGGGUCCAGUUUUUUUUUGCUACUCUGUUGUGUAGUAGAGAUGAUGGGUCCAGUUUUUUUUUGCUACUCGGUUGUACAGUAGAGACGACGGGUCCAGUAUUUUUUUGCUACUCUGUUGUGUAGCAGAGACGAUGGGUCCGGAUUUUUUUUGCUACUCGGUUGUACAGUAGAGACUACGGGUCCAGUUUUUGGCUUCAACCUUGUACAUACGCAUUUCCGUUGUUCUUGUUCCGCCGCCAACAUUGGUCUUGCAUCUGAGUCGCUGUUGUUUGGUGAUUGUUUUUUGCUCUGUUGUCGUGAUUGUUGCAAAUUAUGUGCUUCUCCGAUGCCACGCACCUGCAUGUCAUGGAUGCCUCCAUUAUGAAUGUGCUGUUAAUUUCAGAUGUGACAUAGGGAUGAUGUGCUAAUAAAUGUGUUCUUACAUAAAUGAUGUGCUAAUGAAUGUCCAUCAGUCUC
Chara braunii is the source of this 4285-nucleotide messenger RNA. The record is from the annotation of a GenBank genome assembly. Lineage: Eukaryota; Viridiplantae; Streptophyta; Charophyceae; Charales; Characeae.